CCAGCAAAACCUUUUUAAUGUGUACCGAGUAAAAAGUUAAAAUGUGAAGAAAAUGACACAUUUUUAAGUCAGUGUUGGCCAGUUCUGGAACUCCACAAUGUGCAAGUUGUAACUCCUCAAGACUUGGAGAAAUCGCAGCCAGUUCAUGAAGAUCAUAGCUUAAUUAAUAAAUUGUGCACCAAAAUGUUUUCAAAACCAUUAACACUCUGCAGCUCCUGAGGACUACCAAUCAGGUGUCCCUCCCAACACUAUGGUGCUGAUCUUUCAGGCCAGUGAACGUCACCUCCGACCCUCAAGAGAUAUUGGAUCAACUGGCUGAUUUUCUCCUCGGGACUUUCAAAGCUGAGGAGUUAAAGUGAGCUAGAAAACCCUGCCGGAGUGUGUAUCGCCGUAGUAAUUAACAACACAGGUCAGCGAUGUCUAGCUGUAGCUGCAGAGUAACACAAGCCAUCAUGUUUUGUGUGUCACCUGUAAAUCAUCAAUUUCCAAAACCACUGGCUUUCACCUCUUGAAAUGUUGAUUUACUCAAUGGCGUUGAUUAGAUUUGAAAUUAAAAUCACAUCUCUCAAAGACCACAGCCAGCCAUUCCUAACUUAACUAAAUCAAAUCACAGCCACAGCUCAUGUGUUCCAAGUCCGUGCGGGGUUAUGGAUUUAUGGGUAAGCUAUUAAAUAUGUGAAUCCCCUGGACCGGAGCUGGCCAUCCCUUACAGAGAUGUUAUAAAGGGUGCAGCUCAAGUUAAAUGAGACACCAGCUUGCGCUCUUCUGUGCACAGCUCCAGUGUUUGAGGAUUGGCACAGGCUUUUUUAAAAGAGAUGCAGGAAAGAAGAAAAAUACCAUAGCGUUUGUAGUGCUUAUUAUCAAUUAUGAAGUUAAUUAUAAAAACGCAGUAUUUUGGGGAGAUCAGCAUUGGUUCGCCUCCACAGAUGUUCAAUGUGGUAUUUGACACCGGCUCGGCAAACCUCUGGGUCCCAUCCUACAGCUGCUCCCCUCUCUACACUGCCUGCUUUUCCCACAACAGGUAUGAUUCCUCUAAAUCCCGGACUCACAUUGAGAAUGGAACAGGCUUCUCUAUCCAGUACGGGUCUGGAAAUGUCCGAGGAUUUCUCAGUGAGGAUGUGGUUGUGGUGGGAGGUAUACCAGUGGUUCAGAUGUUUGCUGAGGCAACUGCGCUACCUGCUCUGCCUUUCAUCUUUGCCAAGUUUGAUGGGGUGCUGGGGAUGGGGUACCCCAAUGCAGCUAUUGAUGGAAUCACCCCUGUUUUCGACCGCAUCAUGUCACAACACGUAUUAAAGGAGGAGGUCUUUUCUGUUUAUUACAGCAGGGACCCUCACCACAAGCCUGGAGGGGAAAUAGUUUUAGGAGGGACAGACCCACAGUACUACACUGGACAUUUCAACUACUUGCGAACCAGCAAAGAGGGGAAAUGGCAGGUGAAGCUGACAGGGGUAUCUGUGGGAGCGGAGGAGCUCUUCUGUAAAGAAGGCUGUGCAGCUAUGAUUGACACUGGCUCCUCCUACAUCACAGGCCCCGCCUCCUCUGUGUCGAUCUUAAUGAAGGCCAUCAGAGCCACCCAACUGGCAGAGGGAGAGUACACAGUCAACUGUGACCAGGUGAAAGCCUUGCCCAGCAUUUCAUUCAACUUCGGAGGUCAUGAGUAUUCAUUAACUGGGGAAGAUUACAUUCAAUUGCAGUCGCAGCUCGGGGAGGACGUGUGCGUGGUGACCAUCACCGGCCUGGACCUGCCCCCACCCACCGGCCCCGCUUGGAUCCUGGGGGCCAACUUCAUCGCCCGCUACUACAUGGAGUUCGACCGCCGAAACAACCGGAUAGGCUUCGCCAGAGCGGUCUGAGGCUGGCAGCACACUCAAACGGCGAUCCCAGCGGAAAGAUUUGUUGCAACCAGAGAAAGGAGGCUGUGUUUACAAGAGCGAGAUCCAAGAAUUAUUUUUAAAUUAGCAAGUAGCUGUUCAAAUUAGCUAGUAAAGCAACCAUGCAGGCUAGUUGGACCAAACAGCCUCCUCUAUCAUUUGUAACCUUUCCUAUGUUUUCAAAUGCUUGUUUGUUUAAGUAUUUACUAUACAACAUGCUGCCUUUUUUUAAACAUGUUGUAUUUAGAAAUACAACAGAGCUUGUUAUGACAGUAGGACCUUCACACAGUGCACACUCCUGUAAGAAAGGGGAAAGACCUGCAGAGAUCAGUCAGUUUGCCUUGGGAGAUUCCCCUACCACACAGACAUUACAAUGCUCUCUGCUAAUCACGUCUCCCAUGUUGUGCUGGUCUACUGGUAUCUUGACUCUUCUUGCAAAAGGACAGGAUGUUCAGUUGCUCCAAUUAAGCCAAUACUCUGCAACUGAUUUGGAUCUGCCCAACAGAUGUGGAACCAUAAGAAAUUAGUUGGAAUGCAAACCUGCAGAAUUACAAAUCCCACUUAGCUGAUCUUUAAAGGCUUCAGUAAAAAUGUAUUUUGGCCUUCCAGUGAGUCAUUUUAAAGUUUUCAAAAAUGUGUCCAUCUCAAAAACAAUAUAAACCUACCUAAUACCUGGCAAAAGUCUACUUGAAUUGGCAGCAAACAAGACAACCCGUUUAAAACAUGCCCUAAUCAUAACUAUGUCUCCAUUACAACUGCAAACCAUUAAACACUCCUUUGUUCAUUCAACAAUUUCAGUUUGUGGAGAAAAUGUGAGUGGGACUGUGGUCAAAACCUAGAUACUCCAUGUCUUAUUUACAAAACCUGAACUGUUGUUAAAUUUUACUGUAUGUGAGCUUUUCUUUUGCUUUAGAAGCCUGAUUUAAAGCCAAUACCUUUUGGAAUACUUCUCAUAAUACUGUAUGUAUACUUUUGCUUACUUUCCAACUUGAAUCAAUACAAAUUUAUGUGUCAACAGUGUACAACACAUCAAUACAUUUGUCCCACUCUUGAGAAUGUUGCAAAGAAAAUGUUUUUCAUCACUUUACUAUGGGCAAUUUUUCCAGUUAGAUUAAAUAUGAAGUAGUCUAAGUAAUAUAAAAUGCAUAAUGCAAAAUGCAUAAGUGCAUGUUACUGCACUUAUUUGAUGCAGCGUGGGUAAACCCACAAUCUUUGAUUGCACUGGAAUGUGAGCCCUAACAUUGUGCGCCAUUAUUAAAACCAAAACUAAAUCCUUCUAUUGUCUCCCCAAACGUUUCUCUGCCCCACGAUGUUUCCACCCGCCUUCUCUGCUCAUUGCUCCUGCUGUCUGAUGUUGCCCUUUUCAUUGCCUGUGCCUGCAGUUCAUUUUAGUGUUUGAACCAAUGCCUGGUCAGUCUUUUUGGAAUGCCUCUGCUGUUUAAUAUAUUCAAACCGUACACUCGUUCGGUUAAAGCCAGUGCUGUCGAUUAGCCUCAACGCACAACCCAAAGCUGAUGCAGGCUGGGGUAAAGAGAGCUGCUAGAUGUAGCCAGUGGUGUCUGAUGUAUCCAGUUAUAUCCAGUUAUUGUGUCAAAAAUUAAAUAAUCACCUACACCCAGACUUUGCCACUGCUGCAUACAAUGUAACCACACCUGCAGAGGGCAGGAUGAAAGCAAUAAACACCGAACAAACCUGAUGUUGAUGGCUGUUCAUUAGUAGAAUUUAUGAUUGCUUGAUUCGCUGUCUGUUCCCCCAUUCUGUUCAUGUUUAGUCUCCAUCUUUUUGCUAACAGUGCAAAAGCACUGUCUUUAUUGCCUUUGGCUGUGUCCAUUUUCCUUCCUGCCACAAGUUUGUUCUUUGAAAAGUUUGAGAAACUUUGAUCCAAUUAUUCAGUGCAAACAGUGAUUUUAAUUCCAGCUUGUGUUUCCUAUGAUAAGGGCAGGCACACAGCACACAGCAACAGCUUCAAUAGUUUUAAUAUCUUAAAAGUGAGGGCAAGAGACAGAAGAUGGUUUUCUUAUCAGCAAAAGUCAGACAUCUUCUUUGUAAAUGCAAAGGAACUUAAAAGUCUAAUGCCCAAUGUGCUUUGGUCGGGAUGGCUGUUUUCAACACAAUAAUUUUAGCUGUCAUACAAAGUUGAGAAACAGAAGAAAUUAA
Lepisosteus oculatus (spotted gar) is the source of this 4028-nucleotide messenger RNA. The record is from RefSeq and is a predicted model, not a curated record. NCBI's taxonomy places the organism in Eukaryota, Metazoa, Chordata, Actinopteri, Semionotiformes, Lepisosteidae.